Molecule: messenger RNA, 3566 nt
Organism: Anarrhichthys ocellatus (wolf-eel)
Lineage: Eukaryota; Metazoa; Chordata; Actinopteri; Perciformes; Anarhichadidae
Product: histone-lysine N-methyltransferase Smyd1-like
Exons: 10
Coding region: 2021-3451 (476 amino acids)
Cellular component (GO): nucleus
Molecular function (GO): protein binding
Source: RefSeq, a predicted model, not a curated record
UUUCAGAAAGGCGCUGGUGUCGUCACUGUGGACGAAGCGCUCUGCCAAAAAAAACAAACGCUAUAUGGACUUAGCGGUCUGAAAGCAGGACUUCUGCUGUGUGAGCCUGACAGCAGAGCACAUGGACCGACUGAGCUUCUACAUGCAGCGAGAGGAAGUAGAGAGGGACAUUCACGAUGCGUUACCUGAAGGCCACCGUAGUUCUGAAGGGAGGGGUGAGGUGGGGGAGGAGUCUUCAGUUGGUAUAUUCAGAGCAAGCUCUCUUUUACAGGACGUCCUGAUUACUGUACAUAUAAAACAAUAAAAGGAACAGUAUACAAUUAUACAACAAACCGGCCAAGAAUGUGAAAAGCUAUUCAAAAACAUGCGUUCACACUGCUCCACAGUAUGUCAGUUACAAGGGAUGCCAACUGAUUAACAGGGAUCAGCUGGUCUAAAUGUACAAGCUUGUGUGGUUCAUAGUAUUUAAAAGCCAAUUUCUCAAUCUCAGUAUAGACUUGAUGCUUGAGGACCAGAUAGUCUUGGGACCUGGUUCGGUGUGAGGUUGAUCUAGGCCUAGUUAAAGGCCUCUGAACCUCCACUAGACGCCAUCAAAUCCUACACACUGCUGCUUUACAUCUGUUCAGAAAAGUUGAAGAGAAAAAUAAGAAAAGCCAUCUUUGUCAAAGGGUGUCCCCCUAACUGUAAACUGUAUGUUCAUGUCAUCAGUUGAUGUUGCUCUCUUUGUGCUCUGAACUCAAUGUGUGCUGUUCAUUGUGUCCUGAGUUUAAUGAGCCUUACUUGUGAUAUCUGUUAAUACGAUGUUCAGUGAACUGUGAUUGAAGCCGCUGUAAUGCUGAGCAUUUUAAUAUGUGACUCAACUCAAAAUAUUCUCACACGUUUCUCAAUGUAUGUCUUAUUAUUUGUAUAUGAUUGAAUUAUAUGUGCAUUCCUUCAGCUGUAAUCCAAAUCUGCUUUGUAAACUUGAUACUGUUUAUUACAUAAAUGCAAUACUGAGUUGUCUUUUUAUCAUCUUUGCGCACAUGUCGUUGAAGCCAAUGAUAAGAGUCUGACAAUCCUACCUACAAAAAUAUCACAGUAUAGUACCACCUAUAACAACUGAACAGUUUGUGAUAUUUCUUUGAUGCUAUAAAUCACUUGAUACUUCCAAAUUGGUAAUAAUCCGUAACAAAGUGUUAAAAGUGGAGCAGUUAAUGGAGCAUUUAGCAAAAGUCUUUUGCUAAAUGCUCCGUUAUUUUCAGCAGCUAGUCACUAACAGUGCUGAGCAGCGUGAAUAUCCACAACACACAGCGAGAUGUAGACAUUGUGUUGAGAUCACAGAUCAAGUGUUGGUGUUAAAGGACAGGUCAGAGGGGGUCACCAUGAAUAUCCACAGAUCAUCACAGAAUUAGACCACGUGACGUUUGAUCACAACAGCAGCUCUCUGUGAAGCUGUGCUAAUCAAUGUUUUCAUAGUAACAAUGGAUCAGUUGAGUGAGUACUGUGAAGGGGUCACUCGUAGUGACUAGCCCACAGAGUUCUCACAAUGUGUCUCUGUGUCAGUAGACAGCUGUAUCAUGUACCAUAUCCACUUUAUAUGGGGAUAGUAGUCUUACUGACAGGUGGGACCACCUCCACUGUACUGUGCAAAGGUUUCAAAAGAAGAAAAACAGCCUCUGAAUGUGAGCAGCUCCGUUUCCUGUCAUGAGCCUCAGACAGACAGCCACAGCUGCCCCGGACCAGAAUACCUCCAGAGGGACCAACCCAAAGAAGGAGGCACCCCUAGACUCCCUUCACCUCUCCUACCUCCCCCAGCCCCUCAUUUCCCACUGCUCUCCCCCCUUCCCACUCUGGGGAGUUGGUACAACCUCUAGAGGGGCACAUUUAUUUUGGGCUGUAGCAGGGGUCUGGCUAAGUAGAGCGGGGGCAAGUGCUCCUUAUAAUUUCACGAGACCUCUCCGCUCCCUGCAGCUUGUUUAGUCCCUCAUCCCUUGGCUAGUCGCAGCCUUCUCCGUCCGCUGGGUUUUGUUUCACCAGCACAAUGACUGUGGGGAACAUGGAAAGUGCUCAGCUGUUUGAUGCUGGGGGGAAAGGUCGAGGCCUGAGGGCCACCAAAGAACUCAACGCUGGGGAAGUGGUCUUCGCCGAGCCCAGUUUCUCUGCUGUGGUCUUCGACAGUUUGGCCACUCAGGUGUGCCACAGCUGUUUCCGGCACCAGGCCAAACUGCACCGCUGUGGCCAGUGUAAGUUUGCCCAUUACUGCGACCGCACCUGCCAGACCGCAUGCUGGGAUGAACACAAGCAGGAAUGUGGAGCCAUCAAGAAGAUCGGCAAGGUACCCAGCGAGAAUGUUCGUCUGGCUGCUCGUGUGCUGUGGCGUAUACACAAGGACACAGGCAUUGUGUCGGACAGUCAGCUGAUCUCAGUGGACCAGCUGGAGGACCAUGUGGCUGAUCUACCUGAAGAAGAUCUUAAGCAGCUCAGGACUGAUGUGCACACCUUCCUGGAAUAUUGGUCUUAUGGAAGAAAGCAGCACUCUGUUGACGACAUCUCACACAUCUUUGGCAUCAUCAAGUGUAAUGGAUUCACACUGAGUGACCAGAGAGGCCUGCAGGCUGUUGGUUUGGGUCUUUUCCCCAACCUUUGUCUGGUCAACCAUGACUGUUGGCCCAACUGCACCGUCAUCCUCAACCACGGCAACCAGUCAGCAGUGAGUUCUGCUCUCCACUCUCAGAGGAGGAUCGAGCUGCGAGCUGUGAGUAAAAUCUCAGAGGGCGAGGAGCUGACCGUCACCUAUGUGGACUUCCUCAACCUGUCCGCUGACCGCCAGAAGAAGCUGAAGGAGGAUUUCCACUUCCAGUGCAGCUGCGAACACUGCAGCCAGCGUGUCAAGGACGACCUGAUGAUGGCUGCCGCAGAGAGCGAGGGGAACAAACCCUCUGCUGAUAAGGUGAAAGAGGGGACCGCCUUCAGUAAAGAGUGUCUGGAGAAGAUCGAGAGGUCCCGUAUUGAGAAGGAUUAUUGCGAGGUGGUGAGGUUGUGUCGUGAGUGUCUGGAGAAGCAGGACAACAUCUUGGCUGACACUCACCUGUAUAAGCUGCGUGUGCUCAGCGCUGCCAGUGAGAUGCUCUCAUACCUGCAGUCCUUCUCUGAGGCUGCAGACUACGGCUGCAGGAUGGUGGAGGGAUACAUAAAGCUGUACCACCCCAACAAUGCCCAGUUGGGCAUGGCCAUCAUGCGGGCAGGCGUGACCCACUGGCAUGCAGGGCAGAUAGAGGUGGGUCACGGCAUGAUCUGCAAGGCAUACGGCAUACUCAUGGUGACCCAUGGACCCAACCACCCCAUCACCAGAGACCUAGAGUCUAUGCGCAUGCAGACUGAGAUGGAGCUGAAGAUGUUCAAGCAGAAUGAGUAUGUGUGCCACACCAUGACGGACGCUGCUCUGAAGAAGCAGCCAAUAAUCAGCACCUAAGCUGAUGGAAAUAUCAAAGGCCUCCUCUGCAAGCAAUGAUCACCUGCAUCACUGAUGAUCCUAUCUUUAAAAAUAAAUAAAUAAAUAUACAUAUAUACAGUAUAUGUAUAUAUAC